Messenger RNA from Drosophila innubila, 4391 nucleotides. RefSeq lists its product as uncharacterized. Bases 39 to 2573 code for a protein of 844 amino acids. The record is from RefSeq and is a predicted model, not a curated record. The transcript has 5 exons. Lineage: Eukaryota; Metazoa; Arthropoda; Insecta; Diptera; Drosophilidae.
AGUCACGCCCAUCUCUAAGGUGUAGCUUGCAGUUAGACAUGAGCGAUAACGAUUAUCGUUUUGGUUUUGGCAAAGAUAAAAUUAAAGUAAAUAAAUUGAAACACGAUGGCUUGUGGCGACUAAAUCUGAGUAAUAACAACAAUCUUGUGGAGUGCAACUCGUCGCAUAAUUGUGUCAGCCCUGAUGGCGAGGAGCAGGCAAAACUUCAAAGGACAAUGGCAAAAGUGAAACAGAAACAGACAACAACAACAGCACCAGCAGCUGCCACACCAACAAUAACGACAGCGGCAGCAGCAACAACAACAACACAAACGCCAAUAUCAACAGCCACAACAACAACAAUAAGCGCUGUUGUUGUAACGCCCACUUGUGUUGCACACAUUGAGGAUGAGGGCGGAGGAGAUGAAAGUGACGGCGCUGCAGCGGACGACGAUGACGGUGACGGUGACUGCGACUGCGCUGCUGCAGCAAUCGCAGGCCUAGAGACCAGUGAUAAGCUAAAUGGCAUCGACGUCGGCGCUGCUGCUGCCUACACGCUGACUGCGCUGCAGCCGCUCAAUUGCGACUUGGCGGCUGCCGCAGCUGCUGCCUCAGCACUCUCGCCCACCGACGCGGCCAUUGGCGGCCUCAGCUCCAGUCGCACCUCCAUGAACAACUCCACAGAGAAUCUGAGCUAUGCCAGCGACAAUUACUACGCCGACGAUCUCAUACUACUCGACGACGAUGACGAUGUGGAUGCCGAAGAGAUAUCCCUCAAUUCCGACGACUGUGUCUAUGCGUAUCGCGGCGAUGCCGCUGACUUCGACAUGGCUGCAUUGGAUGCCAGCACCGGACGUGGUGGACGUAAUUUGGACUUUAGUUUGGUUCGCGAUGAUGAGACGGACUUUCUGGAAAUGGAUUUCGAACCAGAUCCGUCGUCAGAGCUGGAAUUUGCGGCCAACGCAGCACAGGAGGCAGCUGCUGCCGCGGGACAUGCUAAUCUUCUGCUGAUGCAGCGCGAUUACAGUCAGUUGCAGAGUGGAAGGCACAUGGGCACGCCCACACAGACACGCCAGCUGUACAGUUCGCCCAUUGAGGAGCUGGCGCUACCGCUGGCGCUGGCGCCGCCACAGGAGGCACUUCAGCGUUUGAGCAAGAAAUUCGCGCGCAUCAGUCUCAACUUGGAUCAGAUCAAAACGGAUGCAGAUGCUGGCUCCGAUGUGGAUGUGGAUGAGCUGUUGUGUGGUGUCAAGGAUGAUGAAGAUUAUGCAGAUGUUGCCGCUCCAGAUGCCACAACGCUCGCACACUCGCUACCCAGCACACUUGUCUAUACCAGCUUCAGUCGGAGCACCAGCGUGCCCAGUGAACAUGCCCAUGCAACCGAAGAAACGUGCAACUCUAAGCUGACGGGUGCCAAGCCAAAACGCCUGAGUACGCUCUCCAACUCCUCAUCGUUAGUAUCCGCCGGCAAGAGCUGUGCAUCCUCUUCCAAGUCACGUCGCUCACAGCCCAGCUUCGAUGAACGUUGCUACAGCUGCACAGAUUUCCGUGCUGUCUCCCUGCAGCAGCAGCAGCAACAACAACAACAUCAAUCCGAUGUGGCGCCCAUGCUUGUGGCAGCAGCGGCCGUUGUGGCCGCCAGUGCAGCCAUGGCCAGCAACUCGACCCAGUUUGAUUUGGGCAACGGCGAGGAGACCUGCUUGGACUGUCUGGAAAAGGAGUUCCUGGCCAACACCAUUGGCAAGGCCCUCGAUCUGAGCAGCUGCUCCAAAUGCCGCAGACGCUUCGGCAGCCGUGGCAGCAGUCUUUCUCUCUACGCCCGUGCCGAGCAGACGCGUUGUCGCAGCGGCUCUCCGGGAUAUUUGGAUGAGUUUGGCGGCCUGUUCAGUUGGCACAAUCCGCCGGGUGGCGCCGGCGACAUGGGUCAUUACAACCAAAGGUUUAUUUCGUGUGAUAAUAAUUUUGGCGGCGUGCAGCUGCCCAAGCAAAGCUUUUCGACUGAACCACUGGUGGUGCGCCUGUCCACGGCGCAACUGAGUGAGGAUCAUCUGGUGCAGGCGCUGGACAAACUUCACGUUUCCUACAAUGCAUCCCUGCUGCAUGGCUACUUUGAGCAGCUGGCAGCGCAGCCGCAACAGGACGCGGAUGUUGGCAAUUUGAAGCAGCUGCUGUUGCAUGUCUCCCAGCGACAGUGUAAUCAUCGCAAGCUCAAGAAACUGAUCGAGUUGAUCACUCAGCAGCAGCAACAGGAGCCUCCACAUCAACAGCAGCAACAACAACAACAACAACUCAAUGUGCAAUUCAAGCGGAGCAACGCUGGAAAUGCUGAGUUGGUGCCAGUCAAGGUAACUGAAAUUCUGGCGGCUUGGAAACGCCAUCCCGAUCUCUACGUGCUGCGGCAAUUGGAUGCACGUUUCCAUCGCGCCAAUGUUCUGGGUAAAAUUGGACAUAUUGUGCGGCAGGCCCAACAGCAACAACAACCGGCAUCAGCAGCAUCAACUUCAAUCUCAUCAACGCGACUCGCGCUGCCCGAGUUUAUAAUGAUACCACAGUAUUAUGCUUGUGGUGAAUUAACAUUGACGCGAAAAUGUUAGAAGCUGCCACACACACACAUGCACAAACGUACACACACACACACACACACACAUUCACACAUUCACACAUACAAACUCGAGCACACCACAACAAAUGUUUAUGCGUGGUUGCGUUUUGUCGAUUUAUUUAAAUUGAGAGAUUAAUUGAGAAUGCAAAUUUGCAAUUGCUAGCGAUCUGUUCCCGUUUUCGUUUUCGACCAAAGACGUGAUUUUAAUAAAUUGUGUUAAAUAUAAAUAAAUAGUAAAAAUAUGUAAACUGAUAACAUUAGCUUGUUAAAUAGGUGUGUAUUACAUUCAAGCCAAUUCUGUCAAUGAAAUUAUGCGUUUUAAAACAAUUAUGCAUAAUGUCACCUAGCUGUCAUAUAGUUUAAGAUAUAUUUAAUCACAUUACAUAUAUUAUUCUUCCGAUAAAUGUUAUAUUGUUUACUGUUGGUUUUAACGCUUCCAAAAAGUUUAAGCGGAAUUGGUUUGAAUAUCGCAUAUCGGCUGAAAAAAACCAAAAUAAAUAGCUUCAGCAAAUGUUAUCAGUUAAAAAUUAAAACUUAAAACAGUUAAGAUUUAUUUCAAUUUUUACAAUUUACAGUUUUUAACAUUAUUGGUUUAAAUAUCGUUUACUUUUUUUUUAUUUAAUUACAAUUUGUUGCAUGAAAUUUUGGGAAAAUUGUUGAUAAAUAAUGGAACAGAACAGAGCACAUAUUCUAAUUGCAUUUGAAUGCCGAAGCUGCCUAUUUACAAAUUUACAAUUCACGCUAAUUGACCACGCAUAAACCUUUAAAAUAGUUUUAUCACCGAUGUAUUGGGAGGUUUUUUUGGGGGAUAAAUUGCGGUGUCUCGUCGCUAAAGUUAAGCGCGUAUUUUAUGUAUGUGUUAUAACGUUAUUCACAAUAACCGUUAAUCGAUUUGCAAUAUUUAUAUAGAACCAUAUAUGUGUGUCAGCCACGCCCACACAUAACGUAUAUCACAAUAUAAAGUAUGCAUAUAUUAAAUAUAUAUAUAUGUAUACAUAUGUAUGUAUAGCGUAUAUAGCUUAGCUUGUAUACUAAAAUAAAACUAAAAUACACUAUAAACUGUAAGUAGCCAAGUAAAUUCGCACACACGAACAAACAUUCAACGCUUACACGGCGAACUAAUCGUGAUAUUGAAAUAUAUACAUAUAACAUAUGAUCAGUAACUACAAGAUUUUAUGGUAAAUAUUUACAACAGGUGGAUAAGUCAAACAUUUGCGAAGAAAAUACUUGAUUGGAAGGGAUUUUAAUUCAUAUUAACCAAAUUAAAAUAAGAAAUCUUUGCAUCGUUUAAAAAUUCGAGCAGAUUACUAGGUCGCUUAGGCACACAAUGGAUUCCGACUGGGUGGUCUGGAAAAGCUUUGACGAAGUGAAAUUGAGCUCUUUAUUUUAGGUACUUAUUUCAAAACAUUUGUGUUAGCACAAAAUUUUGAUUCGGAAAAAUGAAAUCAACAAAAUUCAUUGAAAAAGAGAAUUAUGAAAGACCCGAAUACGUUUCCAAACUACUAUGUUUUUUCCAUGCAUUUUUGAGUAUAUUGACGUAUUGUAAACAUUUACCGACUUCGUUACCUUAAUUAAAUUAUGAUAACUUAUUUAAAGUCACGAUUAGAUGCUGUCGUGUAAACAAACUUAUAAUAAAUAAUCACAAACGCACACACACACACACACAUGCUCAUUACAUUUCGUGACGAGGACGCAUCUCAGCUCUCAGUCCAAUCCAAAAAACUAUGGACUCCAUUUCCUACUCCGCAAAAAUAAUGCAACGGUGAGAAUAAUGUUUUGUUUUAAUAAAAUUACGCUUUAUUAAUAUUAA